CGGCGAGCGGAAGCAGACCUACCCUCUGGCCCGCGGGUCCAAUCGUUGGCCGCGGCGCAGGCGUUGCCGCGUUGGCGGAAGUGGUGGCCCUGCCUCUUGUCUCCUGUCUCCGGCCCUUCACCAAGCUCUUACCUGCCUUGACCCCGGCUGCUGGGGUUCGGCCGAAGCGGGGCUGCGCAGGGCGGGAUGGAGAAGAGGAGGAUGAACCUGCCCAAGGGGCCGGAUACGCUGUGCUUCGACAAGGACGAGUUCAUGAAGGAUGACUUUGAUGUUGAUCAUUUUGUGUCUGACUGUAGGAAACGGGUCCAGUUGGAAGAGCUUAGAGAUGAUCUGGAACUCUAUUAUAAACUUCUCAAAACAGCCAUGGUAGAACUCAUUAAUAAGGAUUAUGCAGACUUUGUCAACCUUUCAACAAACUUAGUUGGCAUGGACAAAGCCCUCAACCAGCUCUCUGUGCCUUUGGGGCAGUUACGAGAAGAGGUUAUGAGCCUUAAGUCAACUGUCAGUGAGGGAAUUCGGGCAGUUGAUGAGCGAAUGUCUAAACAAGAGGAUAUCAGAAGAAAAAAGAUGUGUGUGUUGAGACUUAUUCAAGUUAUUCGCUCAGUUGAGAAAAUUGAAAAAAUAUUAAAUUCCCAAAAUUCUAAGGAGACAUCUUCGUUAGAAGCAAGCAGCCCACUUUUGACUGGGCAGAUUUUAGAGAGAAUUGCCACAGAGUUUAACCAGUUACAAUUUCAUGCUGUUCAAAGCAAAGGAAUGCCUCUUUUGGAUAAAGUGAGACCACGUAUAGCAGGUAUCACAGCCAUGUUGCAACAGUCACUGGAAGGACUACUGUUAGAAGGUCUUCAGACUUCUAAUGUUGACAUAAUACGUCAUUGCUUGAGGACUUAUGCAACAAUUGACAAGACACGCGAUGCAGAGGCAUUAGUUGGACAAGUACUAGUGAAACCAUACAUUGAUGAGGUGAUUGUAGAACAGUUUGUUCAGUCUCAUCCAAAAGGCCUUCAAACCAUGUAUAAUAAGUUGUUGGAGUUUGUUCCUCACCAUUGCCGCCUUCUUAGAGAAGUCACCGGAGGGGCCAUCUCAAGUGAAAAAGGUAAUACUGUUCCUGGAUAUGAUUUUCUGGUGAAUUCUGUGUGGCCAGAAAUAGUGCGUGGUUUAGAAGAAAAACUACCUUCAUUAUUUAAUCCUGGGAAUCCAGAUUCAUUCCAUGAGAAGUACACCAUAAGUAUGGAUUUUGUCAGAAGAUUUGAGCGACAAUGUGGAUCACAAGCCAGUGUAAAAAGAUUAAGAUCACAUCCUGCCUACCACAGUUUCAAUAACAAGUGGAACUUACCUGUUUAUUUUCAAAUACGAUUUAGAGAAAUAGCAGGAUCUUUAGAAGCAGCACUUAUAGAUGGGCUGGAAGAAGCUCCAGCUGGGAGCUCAUUUUGCCUUUUGGCCUCUCAUAUGGCAUGGGUCAGUCUUAUGAAGUGUUGGUCAGAUCAGAUGUAUUUACCAUUGCUAGCACACCGUCUGUGGAAACUCACUUUACAGAUUUUAGCACGGUACUCCAUGUUUGUUAACGAGUUAUUACUCAGGCCUAUCUCCAACGAAAGUGCCAAGGAUAGUAAAAAAUCCUCCAUAACUAGUAACAAGGAGUCUUCCUCCAUUACUCAAGGAACCAGUGAGGACCAAGGAAAUGGUGUUUCUGAAACACAAGCUGUAGUUUGCAUUUCCAAUACGCAGCUUAUACAUGUGGUUGCAGACCUUGACAAACUUCAGGAACAACUUCCAGAACUCUUGGAAAUAAUCAAGCCCAAACUUGAAGUAAUUGGUUUCAAGAACUUUUCCUCUAUCUCAGCAGCCCUUGAGGAUUCUCGAAUUUCUUUAUCUUCCUGCAUGCCUUCCCUGAGUAACAGGAUCAUCCAAGACUUGAGUGAGUCCUGCUUCAGUUAUCUGAAAAGUGCCCUGGAAGUUCCCAGACUUUACCGAAGAACCAAUAAGGAGGCCCCGACCAAAGCUUCGCCCUACGUGGACAGUGCUCUGAAGCCAUUCUACCAGCUUCAGAGUGAGCACAAGGAUAAACUCAAGCAGUCCAUAGUUCAUCAGUGGUUAGAAGGUGCUCUUUCAGAAAGUACUCACAAGUAUUAUGAAACUGUAUCUGAUGUUCUGAGUUCUGUGAAGAAGAUGGAAGAGAGUUUGAAAAGACUAAAGCAAGCCAGAAAAACUGCCACAUCCAACCCCGUUGGUGCUAAUGGCGGCAUGAGUGAUGACAACAAGAUUAGGCUCCAGCUGGCCUUGGAUGUCGAGUCUUUAGGAGAACAGAUGCAAAAGAUGGGCCUGCAAACAAGCAGCAUAAAAAGCUUUACAGCUCUUAUAGAGCUUGUUGUAGCUGCCAAGGACCAGGCAAUAGCAGAACAGCCAUAAACACAUUGGAAUACCCUUGCAAAGGGAAACAGAUUGUCGGGCCUCUUAAACCGGAAAAGUGGCACUGCUCCCUUACUGAUCCCUUUGGAGCAAUGAAGUGCUUCUGAAUGCUUCUCCAGCAACAAGUCAGUGCAUCUCCUGUCUGCAUGGUGGGGGCUUAUUUCACAAGCAAAAUAAUCACAGAAGUUUUUCUUCCAUUGUAUGGAAGACUGUUGUGGGGGGAGGUGGGGCGGAGAAGUUGUUUGUUUGAAACUUUCUACUCUGGGUUAUAAAGCAAAUUAUUUUUAUUGUAAGUCUUAGUGUGGAAGGACUGAUUUCUAAAAUAUGAUUAAAGCAAAUAUAUCUACAUAUCCAUAUGUAUGUAUACAAAAAGUUGUCUUCCUGACUCUACAGUUAGAAGAAAAAGGAUGUUGCAGUGAAGAUGUCACAGUUGAUGGCAUGGAGAGUUCCUUUCUCCACUUCCCAUGAAAUUAAAUGACUAUAAAUUAUUGUGACUUUAAAAGAACAAACAUUAAAGUGGUGGUUCUCAUUAUAUACACUCAUUAUUUAUGAGCUGUGCUUCUGAUGGGGCUGCACAUUAUUCUGACAUCAGUUAGGAGUCAGUACCAGUGGAUGUGAACUUAUUUUUAUUUCCUAAAGAACUCCAAAGCCCGUUCUCUGUUCACUGUACAUCACUACUGCUCUUGUUUUCCUCAAUACAUGAAAAAGCUUGAGUAUCAAGAAUAUGAGGAAUCAAAAUAACCAAGAUAUAUUUUGGCAGAAUGUUGUAGAAAGGCAACAAAAGCGGGCCAUCCUAAUUUUGAGAGAAAAAGAAGGGGAGAAUGGUAACAGGGCAGAAGGGAUGGUGAAGGUGCAGCACAUUGGAGCUGAGCUGCUGACCCUCCCAGAGUUAACGAACUUUCUUCAUUUCAGUAACAGUCUUAUCCUAAAAGAAGAGAAGGGUAACAAUGUGGGGGGUGGGAGAGGGUGUGCCACAGCAACUAUAUACCUACCAUUCUUUUUUUUUAUAUGCCUACCAUUCUUGAUGGCCCUACUCUCAUACUUUCAAAUCUUUGUUGUACUUAACCCCCUUCCCAAGUCUACAGGGAUAGCUGUGAUACGAUAACACUCAUUUUUAGUGCAGAAUUGCUUAUCCCUUCUGUAGAUAAUUUCCCUACUACAAAGAUAUGCAGAAAGGAGAUGUGCAAGGAAUAGUGCAUGAGCCAGUGUGGCUGGAUCAUGAAGGAGAGUAGAAUGAAUGUGUCAGUCUAUUCUUCUAUUUUUCCAUCAGUACAGAUAAUUGAGUUGAUGGUAGAUGUGAAAUUGGAUUAAAAGCACUGUGUAAAUA
Trichosurus vulpecula (common brushtail) is the source of this 3733-nucleotide messenger RNA. RefSeq names its product component of oligomeric golgi complex 2 (gene COG2). The coding region runs from base 187 to 2406 and encodes 739 amino acids. The transcript is spliced from 18 exons. NCBI's taxonomy places the organism in Eukaryota, Metazoa, Chordata, Mammalia, Diprotodontia, Phalangeridae. The record is from RefSeq and is a predicted model, not a curated record. Gene Ontology annotation, biological process: intra-Golgi vesicle-mediated transport; Golgi organization; protein transport. Gene Ontology annotation, cellular component: COG complex; membrane.